GUCAACAACAGAGGGCGCUUUGUCAAUACACGUGCGUGAGUCUGCUCCGUCUGCAAGUUAUUCAUAGACUGCUUGACCAAGACAUAGCGAGGAGUUGAUUUUCAAGAUGGUUCGCAAGAAGAUUGAUAACCGCAUCAGAGUACAGAUAGAGAACGGCGUGACCCAGGGUCAUAGGUCAUUGUUUGUGGUUGUAGGAGACAAAGGCAAAGAUCAGGUUGUGAUUCUACAUCAUAUGUUAUCCAAGGCUGUGGUGAAGGCCAGGCCAUCUGUACUAUGGUGUUACAAGAAAGAACUAGGAUUUAGCAGUCAUCGGAAGAAACGCAUGAAGCAGCUUCAAAAGAAAAUCAAAUCGGGAAUGAUGGAUGUGAACGAGGACAAUCCUUUUGAGCUCUUCAUUGCGGCUACAAACAUUCGCUAUUGCUACUACUCUGAGACUCAUAAAAUCCUCGGGAACACAUAUGGAAUGUGUGUGUUACAGGACUUUGAAGCCAUGACCCCUAACCUCUUGGCCCGUACCAUUGAGACGGUGGAGGGGGGUGGUAUCGUGGUGAUUCUUUUGCGCAGUGUGUCGUCCCUCCAGCAGCUCUAUACCAUGACCAUGGACGUCCACUCUCGCUACCGGACCGAAUCUCAUCAGGACGUCGUUGCGCGCUUCAACGAACGAUUCUUGUUGUCACUGGCAUCGUGUAAUAACUCUAUGGUGUUGGAUGAUCAGCUUCAGAUACUACCUAUCUCAUCACAUACCCUAAACAUCGAGCCUGUUCCCCAUAAAACAAAGGAGGAGUCCCAGAGCCCUGCAGAGAUUGAACUAAAGGAGUUGAAAGCAUCGCUGCAAGAUACUCAACCUGUGGGAGCCCUUAUCAACUGUGCUAAAACACUUGACCAGGCCAAAGCUCUGCUGAAGUUUGUGGAGUCAAUCUCAGAGAAGACUCUUCGCAGUACUGUUUCUAUGACAGCAGCAAGAGGGCGGGGCAAGUCGGCUGCAUUAGGAUUGGCUAUUGCAACUGCUGUAGCAUUUGGAUAUUCCAAUAUCUUUGUGACUGCACCAAGUCCAGAGAAUAUCCGAACCUUGUUUGAGUUCAUCUUCAAAGGCUUUGAUGCCCUCGAUUAUCAGGAACAUCUUGACUACGAGUUAGUCCAGUCAACCAACCCAGAAUUCAACAAAGCCGUCAUCAGAGUGAACAUCUUCAGAGAACACAGGCAGACCAUCCAGUACAUCCAUCCCGGUGACGCCCACAAGUUAAGCCAAGCUGAGUUGGUUGUGAUUGACGAAGCUGCUGCCGUACCACUCCCUCUUGUCAAAGAACUCCUCGGUCCUUACCUGGUCUUCAUGUCUUCGACCAUCAAUGGGUAUGAAGGCACUGGUAGGUCUCUAUCCCUCAAACUGCUCCAGCAGCUGAGGAAGCAGAAUGCAACGUUUGGUGCGAGUAGCUCUGCUGAUAACAAGCCAACCAGCUCACUUUCAACUGGGUCAUCUGCUUCAGGUCGGGUGUUACAUGAGGUGACGUUGGAGGAGUCGAUACGUUACAGCGAAGGUGACAGCGUUGAAAAGUGGCUCAAUGAACUCCUGUGUCUCAAUGUCGCUGAGGUUCAAAGAAUAUCAUCGGGUUGUCCUUUACCUGCAGAUUGUGAUUUGUAUUACAUCAACAGAGAUACAUUAUUCAGCUACCACAAAGCUUCAGAAGUUUUCCUACAGAGAUUGAUGUCUAUCUAUGUUGCUGCCCAUUACAAGAACACUCCAAACGAUCUCCAGCUUCUCUCGGAUGCUCCCGCCCAUCACAUCUUCUGUUUGUUAGGACCGGUGAAACCAACGCAGAGCAGUCUACCUGAAAUACUGUGUGUCUUACAGGUUUGUCUCGAAGGAGAGAUUUCCAAAGAAACAAUAAUGAGCAGCUUGAGCAGAGGCAAGAGAGCAUCCGGUGACCUGAUUCCGUGGACAGUAUCACAACAGUUCCAGGACAAUGAUUUUGCUAGCCUUUCAGGAGGACGAGUGGUGAGGAUAGCAACGCAUCCAGAUUACCAAGGGAUGGGAUAUGGAAGCAGAGCUCUUAGUCUCCUUCAGAGGUACUACCAAGGAGAGUUUCCCAGCAUGACUGAAACACCUGAAACAAAGACUAUCACUACAGUUCAGAAAGAGGCUGUAGGUCUACUGGAAGAAGUGAUCGUUCCGAGAAAGAAUUUACCCCCUCUACUGGCCAAGCUCAGCGAGAGACCAGCCGAGAAACUAGACUACCUUGGCGUGUCGUUCGGACUAACGGCUGAUUUGCUGAAGUUUUGGAGGAAAGCGGGAUAUCUUCCAGUCUAUCUGCGGCAGACCCCGAAUGAUCUAACAGGGGAGCAUUCAUGUAUCAUGUUGAAGACUGUGCAAGAAUCAGACAUAGAGGGCGUCAGUCAAGACACAUGGCUCUCUGCUUUCUGGACAGAUUUCAGGAAGCGUUUUAUGUCUCUGUGUGCCUACCAGUUCCGAGCUUUCAGACCUUCCCUAGCUCUCAGCGUUCUCUUCUGUAAAACAUAUAAUAAGAUGAAACCGCAAGACAUGAAUGCUUCAGAAUUAGAGCUGCUCUUUUCAAAGUACGACAUCCAGAGACUGGACCUCUACUCCCGCAACAUGGCGGAUUAUCACCUCAUCACCGAUCUGCUGCCCUCUGUGGCAAGACUUGUCUUUCUCAAGAAGAUCAACAUUCACCUCUCCGCUGUUCAGUUUAGCAUUCUCCUAGGUCUUGGUCUACAACACAAGACGGUUGACAUCUUGGAGAAGGAGACGGAGGUGCCUUCCUCCCAGCUCCUUGCCUUGUUCAACCGCAUCGUCAGGAAGGUUGUAGCGGAGCUGAACAGUAUCCUGGAGCGGGAGGUGGAGAAGGGGAUGGCGGAGGAGAGGAUUGUUAGCAUGGAGCCGACCAGACAGACGAUGGCACAAGAGCUGGAUGAAGCUGCAGCUGAGAUUGAAGCCAAACAAAAGAAAGAAUUGGAAGCACUUAAAGGACUGGAUCUUAGGAAGUAUGCGAUUAAAGGCCAAGAGUCGGAAUGGGAUGAUGCGUUGAAGUCCGGGAAGAAGAAGAACGUUAUCAGCAUCAAAUGUGCGGAUCAAGAGAAGAGGAUAGCAGAGAAGAGCAAGCAAACGGAGAAGAGAAAAGGAGAACGAGAGAGCUUUGGAGGAGAAGACCAAGAGGACGCCAAGAAGAAGAAGAAAAAGAAAUUCAAGUCCGGGAAGGGAUUCAAGAAUUGAGAGAUGAAAUAGAUAUGGACAGAUAUUUUUUAUACAUGUAUCAUACAUUGCAGAUAAUGCAGACAGCAUAGACGGUGUGUGGCCGUUUCAUGGUUUCGCCGUAUGUACAAAUACUUUUGUUGUCCACAUGAUUUAUAGGGAAACCCAUCUCUUAAGACAGACAUACAGGCCCAAAUUCACAAAAAUGGUUUUGAAGACCAUCGGCUGAACCCAUGGUUUAUGCAGAUUUCCUGUAUAAAUUAUGCAUAUUUAGUGCGUAUAUUAAAAAAAUGUGCAAUGCUGAUGCACGGUUUUGACGCCUGUUGCCAUGGUUUAGUAAGUCCACUGUUUUGAAUUAACAAGUCCACUUUUUAAAACAGUGGACUCAUGAAUAAAAUAGAGCACAUGACCAUGACAACAGGCGUCAAUAUGGCACUCGGUGCAGUGGCGGACCGUGACCCGCAGGAGACAAAGCAUUGGAGGGGCACAGCAAUGUUCACAAAGAAUACAGUGCCCCUCCAAUCAUUUGUCUCCUCGGGGUCACGGUGUGCCACCGACUCUGUGUCAAAAGCGUGCAUCAGCAUUUGACAUUUUUUCUUGAAUAAGCGGUAAAUGAGCAGAAUUUUUCCAGGAAAUCUGCAUAAACCAUGGGUUCAAACGAUGGUUUUCAAAACCCCCUUUGAGAAUUCGGGCCGCAAAGUCUCACUCUUGCUCAUCCCCCAAGCUCUUUCUCACAGAUGUAUCACAGCCUAUCCUCAUAUGCAUUAUGCACAAUGCCCGAUGAGCUCACACCAGGGGUGUGAGAGUUCAGAUUUUUAUCUGAUUUCAGAUUUUUUGUUUUGAUUUUCAGCUUAAUUUCAGCUUAUUUUUGGAUUUCCUCUGUACAAAAAGUAUGGGAGCUCUUCCUAUUUCAGACUUUUUCAACACUGUUCAGCUUUUUUCAGAUCUUUUUAUUUGUGAUCACUCACACCCUUGGCUCACACGAGGUCAUGGAUCCCUGCCUAAGAUUUUACGCAUUGCAGGGGCCCGUUGCAGAAAGAGUUGCAAUCAAACGCAACUCUAAAAAUCAUGCGCAACUUGAUUUUCAACCAAUCAACAGCGCGCAUUUUGGACUUGCGAUUGAUAUUUUGACUUGCGUUUAAACGCAACUCUUUCUGCAACGGACCCCUGGUCUUUGAACUUUUAGCAUCCCUGUAAUUACCGCCCAAGGGAGACAAUUAAAGCAGUCUUUAUAAGCAUUAGGUUUGUAUGUAAGUUUCCUACAUGUAUAUUCAAGGGAAACCCAACGCGUGGUCGUGGUAGACAGGGGGUCAUUCUGUACAGGUGGUCGCUGAAUCAGGGUCCCGGUUUCAUAAAUACUUGUUAAUGAUUAAUUCAAUCAGUGAUAAAAAUCAGCCCGCAUUCGAUCACUAAGCUUUAUGUAAUGAGGCAGUGGGUGAUUUCGAGUCCAGUGUUGACCUUUUCAUGCUGGUGUUGGGUCAAUUUUUACACGAGCAUAUCACCAAACAUAUAAUGAAGAUGGUCCCGAAAAGUCACUCACUGGAUGUUGCGAUGUCAAUGUGACCUGGAUCAGUUUUACAAACUCUGAAUAGAUUUUGGAGCUAGGGGAAGCAAUCCAAAUUGUGCAUCCAACACCAACGCCAACACCGGACUUGAAAUCACCCAUUGACACUUCAUACAUGUAUUUCAUAAAGCUUAUCACCACUUGCAGGAGCCCGCCUUGCUCAGGGUGUCGAAAUUUCAUAAUGAUGGAAUAAAGCUAUUAAGCUUUUAACCUGUAGUUCAGAGUCAAUCUACGGGUUACUCGUAAUCCAUCUUUAAGACUGGUAGAUCAGUGGCCAUUUUCACAAAUCUUUACAAUUGAUUGUUCAUUUAAUUUGUAUGCUUGAUUGCAGAUACUGAUCGGUGAAAUGAAGCAUAAAAAUCAGACCUAUGAUAAUACAAACAAAGUUUUUUUUUUUGGGGUCAAGGGCCCUGUUGCAUAAAAUUUAUUGUACAACGCCUAGUAGCCCACUUAGCUUGUUGUACGCGAGCAAAUGGGAGACUGAAUGUCAAACAUUCGUACCGUUGCACACAUGAUGUACCAUCCAAAAUGUACCGUUGCACUGCUUUAGGAGGUGACAUCACAAUACGAUUCAAUUCAUUGCGCUCAGUAAAUAAUGAAGGUGAAAUACGCAUAUAGCUUGCUGGCUACAUGCGCAAUGCUGCCCGAGGUCAUGUGUGCUUGUGGGAUUUGCUUUUUGCUCUCAAUAUUUUUGCUCCCUUUUCAUAGAUUACUGCAGGGAAAAACUCUUGUUUUUCAUAUUUUUGCUAAAUUCCGAGGCGUUGUACAACACAAAUAGCGAAUAUUCUUAUUCGUGCAAAUGUGCAAGAUUUCACAUUCGGUGAAAGAAAAACACUCUAUUCAACUGAGCUAACGCCUCGUUGAAUAGUGCAUCUUUCUUUCACCUCAUGCGAAAUAUCGCACUCAUGCCUAUUUGCUAUUUGUUUUAUCAUAACUUUGCCAUCCAAUGAAAAGAAAAAAAGUAAUUUAUGAAUUGACAUUUCUUGGUUAUUUGUAAUAAAAUAUGUAUGGUUUGAUUGGACAAUUUGUUAAUAUGGUCAUUGGAAAUAAAUGUGGCCUAAGUGGCAUUUAAAAUAUAA
This is a messenger RNA of Lytechinus pictus (painted urchin), 5848 nucleotides long. Its product is annotated as RNA cytidine acetyltransferase-like. Lineage: Eukaryota; Metazoa; Echinodermata; Echinoidea; Temnopleuroida; Toxopneustidae. The record is from RefSeq and is a predicted model, not a curated record. Gene Ontology annotation, molecular function: ATP binding; 18S rRNA cytidine N-acetyltransferase activity; tRNA binding. The coding region runs from base 107 to 3226 and encodes 1039 amino acids. Gene Ontology annotation, cellular component: 90S preribosome; nucleolus. Gene Ontology annotation, biological process: rRNA acetylation involved in maturation of SSU-rRNA. The transcript has 27 exons.